UGCUAUCCACCCCUUUUUUCCAAGGCACACAUUUUGCCUGUGCUCUUGGAAAAGCUAGUUAUAUACAAAUGAGAGUCUUUCACUGAGUUUGUCAAUUCUUUUUCAAAGAUGGAGCGGCUAAUGCUGCCAUUUUUGGUAACCUGUUUGCUAUAUUCAGGGUCGGCUUCCCUGUUGGUACUUGAUUAUCCGAUAUCAUUGUACCAUGCGGAUUCCAGACUCUCCACCGUCCUUUGGCUCCGUCCUGCCUAUUGCCUAUAUGAGCAAUGGACCAGAGAGACUUUAGAUCCUAGUCAGGCUUCUCAUUGGACAGCAACCCUAUUGGUGGAAGCAAAGGCUGAAGGAUCUAACAGUACUUACAAGAUUGGUCAGCGGUUUCCUGUGCCCCGAUGUAGUCCAGUGGUAGAUGACACUGCUGCUUAUGGGAUGGGACCCACCUUAGUUUGCUUGAAUGACAGCUGCACUAAACCAGUCCUUCCUGGCCAUGGGUACAGCGUCCGCUUUGUUCUCUACAAUCAAGCCCAGUGUCGCCUUGCUGCUACAAAGUGGUCCCAGCUUUUCCAUACACGAGAUCUACCCCGUAGCUUCCGGUCCAUAGAGACUGAUUUCCGAGGUGCCUCUGGAGGACGAGUGGCCGUCAUCGUCCUGCUAAGCAUCACUGUGUUCAUCCUUCUGGCAGGUGUUUGGUUUGCCAUAUCUAACAACAAUCAUCGUUCCUAGCUUUGCUCACUGGAUGUGGGAGCUCUGUGUUAAAAAACAUGCUGGACCACUUCUUGAAUUGUACAAAUCUGGACCAGUUCCAAUAUUACCAAGUUUUUUGCUUGUUUCUUCAGCAGCCCAAUAAAGAUAUCUCAUAGCCUUUA
Messenger RNA from Anolis carolinensis (green anole), 860 nucleotides. RefSeq lists its product as uncharacterized. NCBI's taxonomy places the organism in Eukaryota, Metazoa, Chordata, Lepidosauria, Squamata, Anolidae. The transcript is spliced from 5 exons. The record is from RefSeq and is a predicted model, not a curated record. The coding region runs from base 109 to 717 and encodes 202 amino acids.